AUGCUUUUUGGGUCUCCACCACAGGGUCAAGCGGCCGAGUCACAGUCUUCUGGGAGAAAAUAUCCAACCACGUUGUACCGCAAUUGGUCCAAGUACCUGGUGGCAAAGGGCAAUAUCCCACGUUUCCGAACCCGAGGCAAUGCCAUUGCGUAUAUUGCCAAGCUCCGACAGACUCUUCCGACAUCCUGGUUGGAUCGUGAAGCCUUUUCUACCCACCCCGUCUUGCCUCCCACCUCAACGGUAAGGAUCUUCAUGGCUUUGUUCCGAGUUGCCGCCCCGGCCGAAGGCUUGUCGUGGACCCUUAAGUUGAAGGCAGUUCCCGCGGUCCUGCUGGAUGCUGGAUAG
Molecule: messenger RNA, 345 nt
Organism: Penicillium riverlandense
Lineage: Eukaryota; Fungi; Ascomycota; Eurotiomycetes; Eurotiales; Aspergillaceae
Exons: 2
Coding region: 1-345 (114 amino acids)
Source: RefSeq, a predicted model, not a curated record